CCCCCGAAAUGGGUCAUUUUAAAGAGGUGUUGCCAGUGAUGUUUCAAGAAACGUUAUUUUCCUUUGGUCCUUCUGAAGAUACAGUCAUCACAGAGGCAGCCCCUGGAGCUUCUCCUCUGGGCAGCGGAGAUGAUGGACCGGAAUACCAAAGAAAAUGGGCAGGCUCAAGUGGCAAUUCCAGAGGUCCCCGGUGACCCUCUGCCAAAACCUCAACCCCCAGCUCCCUUGGGGCCGCGGACUCCUCGGCCUUCUCCCUCCCUGCCGCCAUCCCCGCUCAGCGCGUUCCCACCGCCUCUCUCUCCAGGUCUUCUGCCCGGCUGCUCGAGGCAGGGCUGUGGCAAAGACCCGCCUCCGCGUCCCGCCGGACCCGCAGAGGGUCACUUCCCCCUCUCCGCGUUUCAGUUUCCUCAAAUGUUAGGCUGGCUGUGGGCCGGGCUGGCUCUGAAAGUCCUCGGCUCGGGAUCGCCCGCCCUAAUCCCCGCCCCUCCCCCGCCUCCGGGCCAGGCGCCCCCUCCGCUCGUUCAGCUCUGCCUGCGGCCCUGGACAAUCCUCGCCUUGUCUAGGGCCCGGCAUCUCGAGUUUUCUGUAACCUCCGGCUACGCCUUUUUUUCCAGGGCGGAGCCCCAACCCGGCUCCUCCUAGCUGCGGGCCGCACGGCAGCCCCGGCCUCUUUCCCAGAGCCCGUCUCCGGAGUUGGGAUCCAGGCGCACAGCCAGAGCCCGGUGCGGGCCCGUGUGCGGCUCGGCCAGCUCCCCGCCAUGGCCUCGGGCCCGGAACUCCGGCUCCUGCUGCUCCUGCUGCUCCUGCUGUCGCCGCCUCCUGCGGCCUCGGCUUCCGAUCGUCCCCGGGGCAGCGACCCCGUCAACCCAGAGAAGCUGCUGGUGAUCACCGUGGCCACAGCCGAGACAGAAGGAUACCGGCGUUUCCUGUGGUCAGCGGAGUUUUUCAACUACACUGUGCGGACCCUGGGCCUGGGAGAGGAGUGGCGAGGCGGUGAUGUAGCCCGAACGGUUGGUGGAGGACAGAAGGUCAGGUGGCUAAAGAAGGAAAUGGAGAAAUACGCAGACAGGGAAGAUAUGGUUGUCAUGUUUGUGGACAGCUACGAUGUGGUUCUGGCUGGCAGCCCCUCAGAGCUGCUGAAGAAGUUUGUCCAGAGUGGCAGCCGCCUGCUCUUCUCUGCAGAGAGCUUCUGCUGGCCCGAGUGGGGCCUGGCGGAGCAGUACCCUGAGGUGGGCACGGGGAAGCGCUUCCUCAACUCUGGUGGAUUCAUCGGCUUCGCCCCCACCAUCCACCAAAUCGUGCGCCAGUGGAAGUACAAAGAUGACGAUGAUGACCAGCUGUUCUACACUCGGCUCUACCUGGACCCAGGACUGAGGGAGAAACUCAGCCUUAGUCUGGAUCAUAAAUCACGGAUCUUUCAGAACCUCAACGGGGCUUUAGAUGAGGUGGUUUUAAAGUUUGGUCGGAACCGUGUGCGUAUCCGGAAUGUGGCCUACGACACACUUCCUGUUGUGGUCCAUGGGAACGGUCCCACUAAGCUCCAGCUGAAUUACCUGGGAAACUAUGUCCCCAAUGGCUGGACCCCCGAGGGAGGCUGUGGCUUCUGUGACCGAGACCGGAGGCCACUCCCGGGGGGGCAGCCUCCCCCCCGGGUGCUUCUGGCCGUGUUUGUGGAACAACCUACUCCCUUCCUGCCCCGCUUCCUCCAGCGGCUGCUGCUCCUGGACUAUCCCGCCGACAGGGUCACCCUCUUCCUGCACAACAACGAGGUGUACCAUGAGCCCCACAUUGCGGGCUUCUGGCCCCAGCUCCAGGACCACUUCUCAGCUGUGAAGCUGGUGGGGCCUGAAGAGGCCCUGAUGCCAGGCGAGGCCAGAGACAUGGCCAUGGACAUUUGUCGGCAGGACCCCAAGUGUGAAUUCUACUUCAGCCUGGACGCGGAUGCGGUCAUCACCAACCCGCAGGCCCUGCGUAUUCUCAUUGAAGAGAACAGGAAGGUGAUAGCACCCAUGCUGUCCCGCCACGGGAAGCUGUGGUCCAAUUUCUGGGGAGCCCUGAGCCCCGACGAGUACUACGCACGCUCUGAGGACUACGUGGAGCUGGUGCAGCGGAAGCGAGUGGGCGUGUGGAAUGUGCCCUACAUAUCCCAGGCCUAUGUGAUCCAAGGGGAGACCCUGAGGACGGAGUUGCCCCAGAAGGAGGUGUUCUCCAGCAGCGACACUGACCCAGACAUGGCCUUCUGUAAGAGCCUGCGGGACAAGGGCAUCUUCCUCCACCUCAGCAACCAGCACGAGUUUGGCCGCCUCCUGGCCACUUCCCGGUAUGACACAGACCACCUGCACCCCGACCUCUGGCAGAUCUUCGACAACCCCCUGGACUGGAAGGAGCAGUAUAUUCACGAGAACUACAGCCGGGCCCUGGAAGGGGAGGGACUUGUGGAACAGCCCUGCCCAGACGUGUACUGGUUCCCUCUGCUGUCCGAGCAAAUGUGCGAUGAGCUGGUGGAGGAAAUGGAGCACUAUGGCCAGUGGUCAGGAGGCCGGCAUGAAACGGAGGGAACACAGGCUUUAAGGGCCAGGAGCAAGAGGAGGGGGAGGCUGGCCCUGUCCUGUCGGCUCAGCGCCCACUGCCCACAGGACUCAAGGCUGGCUGGAGGCUACGAGAACGUGCCCACCGUGGACAUCCAUAUGAAGCAGGUGGGCUACGAGGACCAGUGGCUGCAGCUGUUGAGGACGUAUGUGGGGCCCAUGACCGAGAGCCUGUUCCCAGGCUACCACACCAAGACCCGGGCAGUGAUGAACUUCGUGGUCCGCUACCGGCCAGAUGAGCAGCCCUCUCUGCGGCCACAUCACGACUCAUCCACCUUCACCCUCAAUGUCGCUCUCAACCACAAGGGCCUGGAUUAUGAGGGAGGUGGCUGCCGCUUCCUGCGCUAUGACUGUGUGGUCUCAUCCCCCCGGAAGGGCUGGGGGCUCCUGCACCCUGGCCGUCUCACCCACUACCACGAGGGGCUGCCCACCACUCGGGGCACUCGCUACAUCAUGGUGUCCUUUGUGGACCCCUGACACUCAACCACUCUGCGCAAGCUUCCCUGCCAUUGUGCCUUCUCGUGCCCCCUACUCAGGGGGGUCUGUCUGACUCCUCGCCUCCUGGGUGUGUGUUCCGUGUGCUGGGACUGAAUGUGUCUCCUCGCUCCCCACCGCAUGGUCCUCAGGAAGCUCAGGGAGCCCCCUUGCCCCGCCCCUCAGCCCCCAAGCGUUCGGGGAAGAGGGCUUCUGGGGGUUCGCCACGUCAUAAGUUAUUGUUUCUUAGUCUCCCUCUCAAUAAAGGAGGAUUUGUAAUUCUUAA
This is a messenger RNA of Hippopotamus amphibius kiboko, 3348 nucleotides long. RefSeq names its product procollagen-lysine,2-oxoglutarate 5-dioxygenase 3 (gene PLOD3). Gene Ontology annotation, biological process: peptidyl-lysine hydroxylation. Gene Ontology annotation, cellular component: endoplasmic reticulum. Lineage: Eukaryota; Metazoa; Chordata; Mammalia; Artiodactyla; Hippopotamidae. The transcript has 19 exons. Gene Ontology annotation, molecular function: iron ion binding; L-ascorbic acid binding; procollagen glucosyltransferase activity. The record is from RefSeq and is a predicted model, not a curated record. The coding region runs from base 759 to 3065 and encodes 768 amino acids.